Plasmodium fragile is the source of this 1761-nucleotide messenger RNA. RefSeq lists its product as uncharacterized. Lineage: Eukaryota; Apicomplexa; Aconoidasida; Haemosporida; Plasmodiidae. The transcript has a single exon. The record is from RefSeq and is a predicted model, not a curated record. Bases 1 to 1761 code for a protein of 586 amino acids. Gene Ontology annotation, biological process: transmembrane transport. Gene Ontology annotation, cellular component: membrane. Gene Ontology annotation, molecular function: transmembrane transporter activity.
AUGGUAGACAACCUGAUAUGUUUCACAUUCUCGCCAAUAAGCACGUUCACGUACAAAUUAUACGGAAUUUCGAAUAAUAUAUUUCCUCAGGUUUACCUGGUUAUAUAUUCUAUAUUUUCAAUCCCGCUGUCCUUCUUGUUAAGUGAAUGCUCGCUACGAAGCAACGUAGUGUGUAGUUCCCUGCUGCAAUUCAUGGGGUGUUUGUUAAGGUACAUAUACUGGGAGAACUUAACGGUUGUUAUGCUUGGUCAAUUUCUAUCAUCAAUUGGUCAAAUAAUUUUUGUGAAUGCUCCUCCGGAAGUUUCCCUGGUAUGGUUUCCAGAAAAGGAACGAAUCAUAUCUACUAGCGUGUCUAUAAUUUCGAAUGCGUUAGGCACAGCAAUAAUUUAUUUGUAUGUCCCCUUAGUGGUAAUAAAUGAGAAAGACAUACAAGUGCUACUGAGUCACAUUUGUUUGGCUAGCUUUAUCGGCUGUGUGAUGGUAACAUUUUGCUUUGAAAAUAAACCCUCUCCCACGAUUGGUAGUUCUGUGCUAUCCAACGCAGAAUCAUCAUUCGACAUGGAAUUUCAUCCAAAUUUUUACAAGCUUGAAGAAGAUCAAAAAUUUGAUACGUGCUACUUAUGUAUGGACAGUCCAGCAGAAGGGAUAAGCGAAAAUAAAAUCACCAUAUGUUUGAAAGAGUUAAGACGAUUUUUACUGGACCUGAAGGAAGAAAUUGAAAAUAUAUUAACAAAGGAGGAAAUUAUAAAAAUUUUAAUCAUAUUUUGUUAUUCAGAAUGUUUAAUUAGUAGUUUUUCGGCAGAUAUGUCUAUCGUUUUGAGAGAAAAAAUGAUAAGCAAAAAUUACUUCUCCCUAGCUGGAUCAUUAUUCAUAUGUAACACAAUACUCGGAAGUGUACUAGUAUGCUUGAAUGCUAGUAGUGCCCAUUUUAAGCUCCUAAUUCUUAUGUGUGUAUGCAUGAUUAUGUUCGUUUGCGUGUUACUAUAUCUGACUGCACAUCCCAUUGUGAUCAUUCUUACUUUAAGUUUAAUCGGCUUUUGGUCUGGUCCGUUACAGCCAAUAUGUGUUGAAAUGGCGUCCAUAAGAAUUUAUCCCAUCAAUUCCAAUUUAUGUACUGCUCUUCUUCAAGUAAUUUCUUUUUCCGUUAGCGCAAUUUUUAUAUCAUUUUUUUCGUACAUAUCUACCUAUGUCACUACCCCCCUCGUGAUCUUUUUCCUCUCCGUCCUCAUGCUGCUAAUCGGUCUAAAGUUAAAACCGAUUAGUAGUAAGGACAGUAAGAGGCGGGAACCCGCUACUACGAAUAAUAUUUCCUUCUCAUAUAGAAGUGGGCUCAUAAAUAGGAACACAUUAAUCAGGACGAAUAAAUUUGCCGACUUAUCUGUGGACUUAUUUGAUGACUUGUUCCAUGAGCGGGACCUCGAUGACCCCUUGUUUCGGGCAACCCCAGGAGAUGCUGUCCUAGAAAGGGGAAGCAGCAGAGAUUCCGAGAACAUAGUCCAGGAGGGACCUGUGGAGUCAGAAAAUAUCCCCAGCUGUAUAAUGCGCAAAAGGAGCGAACAUCCAGGACCAGAACACCACCACAAAAUCGAACUGGACAAGAAACUCAAUUUGGAUAACCUAAAAAAGGAUCUUUUCUUUUAUAACCAAAAAGUCGAAUCGUCGAGAAGGGGGUCUAAAUCGUUUUCCAAGAACUACUGCGAUGAAUGUAGUGACAAUUUUGACGAAGAGAAAAUGCACUUGCCAAUGUACAACACGUGCUAG